Messenger RNA from Microthlaspi erraticum, 612 nucleotides. Lineage: Eukaryota; Viridiplantae; Streptophyta; Magnoliopsida; Brassicales; Brassicaceae. The record is from the annotation of a GenBank genome assembly.
AUGCACCAAGUCCUUCCUUGCUCCUCACGUCCCAUAUGCUCCAAAAUGCUCCAAAAGACCUAUUUCAAAGGACCAAACAUGCACAUUACAUCAGAUGAGUACAAGGCCGCUUUCAUCAACCACUUCUACAUCAAGCAAAGAUCAGUUUCUGUAAGGAACAAGAUCUCCAACUUCCGCCAAGCCACUAAUGAAUCUUUCCAUGAGGCACUAGACCGAUUCAAGGAGUACAUUAGGGACUGCCUUAAUCAUGGUUUCAAUGAGGGAAACCUAUGGAACAUCUUCUAUCGUGGCAUAGACCACAAGUACAAGCUUUCAUUGGACACUGCAAGCAAUGGAAACUUCAUGACCAAGACAGUUGAUGAAGCUAAGGUUCUUAUUGAGAAUCUUGCAGCUAGUGAUUGUAACAAUUGUCCUGAUUAUGACCGCUCAAGCCGCACCACUACUAGCUCCCCUGAUUCUUUUCAAAUGACUGAACUCAAGAACAUGAUGGCUCAAGUUCUUAAGGGACAGCUCAAGCAUAUAAAUGCAAUAGAAGGGAUGAGUGAUGCAAUGAAGACCCAUCAAGAGAAUGCAUGGGAGAUUUCUCUAAUGAAGCCAAUGAAGAAGAUGUGA